AGAACACCGCCAGCCGCCGAGGGCAAUGGUCGCAUGUCAAAAACAGUUUAAAGACCAACAAAACAAAGUGUUAUGUGUUAACUGUUUGUGUUCCAAAUUAAAAAUAUGAAGCUGUUACUUAUAAUUUCGGCAAUUUUCGCAGUUAUAUGGAACGUAAAUACACAAUCGUGUAGCCCGCCUUCAGGUGGCACUGGUAAUUGUGUGAUUAUCCAGAACUGUGCACCCCUACUCCAACUGGUGAACAAACCGAACAGAACCCCGGCCGACUUCGACACACUGAGGAAAUCUGCUUGCGGCUUCGAAGGAUCUUUACCAAAGGUAUGCUGCCCGGCUCAAACAAACACAUGCACCACCCCUAACGGUGAACAAGGCAAAUGUAUCAACCUCUACUCGUGUCCACAUGUGGCGUCUUUGUUGCGACCACCGGUAUCAAAGGAGAACAUGCAAUUCGUUCAGAAAUCAACAUGCCAAGGACCUGAUCAAUACAACGUCUGUUGUGGAAGCGGACAGCCGGUGCAAAAAGGUAACUGUGAAACAAGACUUAGCGCAUCACCACCAGACCCAAGGACCGAGUGUUGCGGUGUAGACAGCGGCUCUAGCAAUAAAAUUACUGGUGGAACGGCGACCUCCAUUGAUCAGUAUCCAUGGUUGUCUCUAAUCGAAUAUGUGAAAGACAACCGAAUCAAGUUACUGUGUGGUGGUGCUCUGAUCAGUGGCAGAUACGUCUUAACUGCCGCGCAUUGCGUCGCUGGUGCCGUCCUUGAACUUGGUACACCUAAGAAUGUUCGCCUCGGUGAAUACGACACAACAAAUAAUGGACAAGACUGCGUGCCAGUAGAAGGUGGAACUGGAGCGACUGAUUGCGCUGAUCCAGUACUUAUCGUCCCCAUUGAAAGAACCAUACCUCAUCAGCAAUACAGUCCUCAAACUAGACGUAACGACAUCGGUCUAAUCAGGCUAGCCCAACCUGCGCCGUUCACAGAUUUCAUCAGACCCAUCUGUCUACCAACCUCCGACCAAACCACGUCUCCUCCGAAUAACUUCAAGCUUUACGCCGCCGGCUGGGGAGCCAUCAACGCCACACACUCCAAAAGUAAUAUUAAACUACACGUCGAUCUGCCUUUCGUCCGACAGGAUCAAUGUCAGGAGGCUUAUAGCCAAUCAAGACGCAAAGCGGCUCUUUGGCAAGGUCAGCUCUGCGCUGGUGGAGAGAAGGACAAAGACUCGUGCAAGGGCGACUCCGGCGGUCCACUCAUGUAUGAGAACGGUAGGACUUGGGAGAUAAUCGGCGUCGUGAGCUUCGGCCCCACACCGUGCGGUAUCGAGGACAGUCCCGGUGUUUACACCAAAACAUAUGAAUACCUAAACUGGAUACGCAGCAAUAUCAGCCCUUAAUUCAUAAUAAGUCUGUAAUUAGGACACCAUAAAUUCGACUUUCAAUAACCGAACAGAGUAAUUUCGUUGAUCGUUGUUUGUUGUUACAGAAAGUAUAAACUUUCAAGAAGUUCCCUGUUUAUAUUACUUGGAAAUUUUGAUCUUAUGAGUACCUAUACAAAAAAAGUAACAUUUAUAAAUAUUGAAUGCAGAAACUUAAAAUUAUAAUUAUGCUUAAAUUAUUAGGCUCCAAUAUUUUUGAAUUUGCCUAAAAGUAUUAAUACUAAAUAAUAAAAAGUUGAUCUGAAGAUAACAAAGUCAAUUUAAUAUCUAAUUAGCAUUCAGACAUUUACUUUAACGAUCAUUGAUUAAAUCUUGUUUUAAUGUGAAGAAAUCUAGUUGAAGACUUAAAUAUACCUAUUGAAUCGAUCGAUGCUCAAGAAUUUAGACUGGCGAUAUAAUACAUACAUUCAGCAACGAAUAUUUAUAUGUAGGAAGCACCAAUGUAAUUGUUAUAUGCAAUGCGAUAACCCUUAGAAUGUUGGGGCAAUUUUCGGAAAAGUUUCGCCGUUGAGUGCUCUAAACAAAAACAUGAAUUACCAUCAAUACUGUUGGUGAAAGUAAUAUGGAACACACGUAUCCUCAACACACAUUUAGGGGGAUAAUUUGCAAAAAAAGAACUGACCUUAAGUAACUUUCUAAUCCAUCAUAUUUAUAAAAUAAAAUAGUAUAAAAUUUAAUAGUAAAAAAUUCAAUACCAUAAAUGUUUUAACAUAUAAGUAUUCUUUACUGAUUGAACUAACAUAGUUUUAAGGUUAUAAUAGGAUUAAUUAACUGAGAUUAUUAAUUUAAAAAUAAAUCUUUGUGAG
Molecule: messenger RNA, 2243 nt
Organism: Diatraea saccharalis (sugarcane borer)
Lineage: Eukaryota; Metazoa; Arthropoda; Insecta; Lepidoptera; Crambidae
Source: the annotation of a GenBank genome assembly